UUUGAGAGUUCUGGAAUUGAAACAUUCGCUUUCCUCUCUUCUGCUUCUUCUUCCAUCAACGUUGGAGCUCUUCUUCUCUGUGAAUUUCCUCUCAUUCUUCUUCUUCUUCUUCCUUCCAUACACUAUUUUCUGUUUCUCGAAUGGCCGUUUGAUUCUUUACUCUCAGUUUCUCGCUGGUUUCAAGCCAAUGUGCCUUUGAGGUCACUCUCUCCCGGAUGGUAUUGUUUUGGAUUUAUUGUUGUAGGUAUUUCGUGUGAAUUUGGAUUGCGCGCAUGCUCUGUUGUUGUUUUUUCUUCAUCAAACUUAUUUCUCUAAAGAACUGUUUGAGUUUAGUGCAUUUGGCAGUGUAGGGAUCGGCAGUAUUGCUGUCUGGUUCUUAGGUCAUCUGCUGCAUUUUUAACGUUCUAGUGUUGUUGUUUUUUAUUUAAAGAUUGUUUAUUGAUCGUUAUCCUUAUGCUUAUUUAAUUUGGUGUCAAGCGAGGGCUAGGGUUUUAUGGUGUCUUGUGCAUGUACCUGGAAAAGCCGAAGCUAUAAUUUGGUUCUCAUUGUACACAAUACCCUGUAUACGAAGGCAUUUUUUUCCCCCAAGUCACAUAAUUACCCUGUAUUUUUCUUAAUUCUUUGUUUCUAUUGUAUGUAUUAUAGUUUUGGAAUUGACAGCAUUUCAUUCAGCGAAUGAAUGGUGGCUAAUAUGAAAAACACUGCUCAUGGGAUUGUACCAGAGUAUGGUGCAAUUUUUAUGUCAAAUAGUAUGACUAUAACAGAAUGCUUCGAAAGGAAGUUAUUUGGUCUUCCAUGUUGGCUAGGCAACUUUGUACUACAAAUUAAAUCUGGGAUGAUUUUAUUUCUGUUUGAAUACGAGAAUAGAGUACUUCAUGGUGUAUUUCAGGCAGUUUCAGAUGGUGCAAUGAACAUUGUGCCCCAUGCUUAUAGCUCAUCAGGGCAGCAAUUCCCUUUCCAGGUUACGUUCUCCAUACUUUGGUGCUGCAAUCCCCUUUCUGAAGACCAAUUUCAAAAUGCCAUAAAAGAAAAUUACUUUUCAACAAAGAAGUUCAACUUUGGGCUGUCUAAAGUUCAGUUAAGCAGUGAUUCAUUUGAGCGUUCAAGUGAUCUCUUACUUGAUGGAAGUCGAAGUGUUGCUGAUGGUAAUGGGCUUAUGUUGAAUGGGAGUUUACAAGAGAAGCUAAUAAAGGGUGAAGACCGAGUUAACACUAUGCAGGAAAAUGCUACUCUUUCCCAUUAUAAUAUCAGAAAUGGAAUUCCUUCCGCAGACAAUUCUAUACAUUGUUCUCAUACGGAUACUAGAAACCUUGCAUGUAAUUCAGGUUUCCUAAGUUAUGCUCAAAUCACGAAGCCCAGCCGCUACAGCCAAUUAGACUGCAUGACUAGUAUGCCUUUCCAAUCGUCUGUAAAUUUAGAAAACAUUACAGGUCCUUCUGUGAUUCAAAGUCAAAUAAAUUUGUCAUGUUCUGUUCCUAGCUUACUUUCUUUGCCUACACGAGAGUUCGAAAAUGAUGGAGGCUUGAGUAGGUCUAUCAUCACUAGCGAGUACCCUUCCUAUGGACUCAAAGAUACCCUUUUCCCAUAUCAGAAUGAGCAGGGCUUAGCAAGGCAGGAAGUUAUGGAAGCAUAUUAUGAGCAUGUUCCUAAGACAAGAGAAUUUCCCUGUCAAUUGCCUUUUGAUUCUGUUGAAGUUUCGAGGAUGCCCUCAAUUGUGCAUACAGCAGUGAACCAUGGACAUGAAUGCCAUGGAUCUAAUGGAGGCAUGCAUUCUGAUUGUGAAAGAAAGAGCAGCGUGUUUUCUCGUUUAGCCUAUCCAUCUGAUGCAAGUGUACAAGAAUUUAAUGACUAUGACCAUGAGAAGGUUUCUAUGGAUCCAUCUAAUGAUGAAAUUAGGUCUAUAUUGCAACGACAUCACUGUCAAAGGAAGAAGACUAACCACGAAGUGAGAAGUCCAGAGCGCAAUGUUGGCAGGAAAUUUGUGAAGAAAAAAUUGACAAAAUCUUCUGUUAGUUCAUAUGGUAGUAAUUGCUUUCGAGUUUCAGAUAAACAUGGGACAAAAAAUGAGGACAGUACAGAUUGUAACACUAACCAUAUUGCUGGAUCAUUUGUGGAUUUCAAGCGGCGAAGAAAACAAUGCAAAGUUGGGGCCCGUGUCCCAACUGGAGGGAAAAAUGUGAAUGUUGGAAGUGUUCAGUUGUCAGGUGUUCAACAGAAAAGAAGAAAGUUGAUUCGACCAAAUUUUGCCGAUAAUGAGUUGCGUGAUUCUGGGGAUGCCAAUAAUGUUUCCCAAAGUUUAGAUAGUCUCUUACAAGGGAAAGCUAGUAUGAUCAUAUGAUUGAGAUGGACAAGACAGAGAAAUUAUGUCCCGCUGUCGAAUUGCCAGAUAUUAUUUGGCUGGUCGAUGAUGAAGACAAGAAUAUGGGUAGCGAAACUGUAGCAACAGAUGAGGACGAUUACGGGUCUAAUAGAAAUGGUUCUGAAGAUUGGAUAGCAUCCUCAAAUUAUACCUCCAAAGAUCUUGGAGUGAACGAGAACUGUCGUCUUACUCAUAAUUGUUCAACUUCAGAGGAUCACACGACCUUUCAAAAUCUGAAUAAUUCUGGUUUAUGUAGUUGGCAAGAACUGUCCUCGGAAGGUUCUGAACUAAAUGCUGGGAAUAGUUUUAUAAGGUUUAAUGAAGUCAGCAACAAAUCCAAUGCAAAGGAAUUAAUUGAAAGCUCGAAAAUGGUCGAACCAUAUCAAGGUUAUUACGCCGUGACAGAAAGCCCAAGCCCUCUGAACUCAGCUUCAGAAAGUGCUCCUAAAGAAGUGAUUGAGAGAAGAAAUCAACAUAAUGAAAAUGAAGAGCGUUUACACCCGAAACUGAACUACGAUGAUCCGGGAUGUUUCUUUUGACGUGUUUUUACUAUGAUACCUUUUUUGUUUUAAUCAAAAUACUAUGAAGCUUUUUGUUGCAACAGUGAUAUUGCAAAUGCUACUUGGAAUUGGCACAUGAAUAUGGCGGCAAGCCACAUCUCUGAUGAAUUAAAGAGCGGACAGACUUCACAGGUAUUUGUCUUUUGUAGAAGUUAGUGUUUUGUUCUUCCUGUGGGGGUCGGUGGUGUAUAGAACUCUCAAGUCAUCAUGAAAUGUACUGACAUAGGGAAGCUUAGAUUCGAACGGAUGGUCGGUGCUGUUUUUUUCUAACUGUCUCAUGUUGGGGGAUUCAUUAGCCCCUCCUUUUUUGUAUAGAAUCUGGUUUUGAAAACAAAUUUUCAGCUUUCCAUCCCAAAAAA
This is a messenger RNA of Cucurbita maxima (winter squash), 3278 nucleotides long. RefSeq lists its product as uncharacterized. The coding region runs from base 680 to 2338 and encodes 552 amino acids. The record is from RefSeq and is a predicted model, not a curated record. The transcript has 3 exons. Lineage: Eukaryota; Viridiplantae; Streptophyta; Magnoliopsida; Cucurbitales; Cucurbitaceae.